AUAGAUAGAUAGAUAGAUAAAUAGAAAGAUAGAUAGAUAGAUAGAUAGAUAAAUAGAUAGAUAGAUAGAUAGAUAGAUAGAUAGAUAGAUAGAUAGAUAGAUAGAUAGAUAGAAAAAGAAAAGAACAUUUAAAAACAUGUUAAACAGUAGAGACGUAAAGGACUACUUGUCUCACCAUCACCUUCCUCAGCUGCUGGAGAGUUUGUUAACAGGUCUUCUUUAUCACCAUCCUGAGGACCCAAUCAGUUUCCUCCACAGCUGCCUGACCACAACCAGACAUCUUGGAGGUCCCAGAGCCGUCACCUGGGACACCUUCAUCCACCUGGAGAGACACAGGCCAAGUCAGGGACCCCCUUGGACAACAUGUGUUCCCCCUAAGGCACAAUUUGUAAUCACCAGUACACCACCCCCAAGAACAACAUCUGAACCACUGAAUACAACAUCCGUAGCCCCCAAGACAACAUUUGUGUCUAUUACAACACCAGAAAUACUUCAAACAACUUCCCAGAUAACUCCUUUGACACCAUUAAUAACCCUUAAAACAUCUAUCCCCCCAAUAAAAACCCACAAAACACCCACAUUACUCCAAACAUCAGCACUUAAACCUGUGACAGAACCCCCAAAACCUCAAAAUAUACCCCCAAAACCUUCAAAGACAUCUCCUACUCCAAGGGUAAUACCACCAAUACCCCCAACAUCCAUAACAGCCCCACCUAGACAUUCUGGUUCCCAAACAACCUCAAUUAAGCCCAUAAUAACUUUCUUAACCCCACUGACACCACUAGUUUCCUCCAUCAGCAAUAAAACUCCCAAAACAGCUUCUGAACAAUAUGCCAAACUCCUCCCCCCAGCCCCACCUGGACCUGCAGUAAUCCCUCCACCUAACCUUACUGAGACGAAAGAAGAAUGGAACAAAAAUACAGACAACCCAGAGGGUCCUCCUCCUUCUCCAGUCCUGUCUCAGCUUUCCAUAGACUCCGACUCUGACAUGACAGAAAGUUCUGGACUCCAGCAGGAAGUCAGCAUCAAACUUUCUCAGAGACAAUGCCCUAUUAUCUUUAUCAUUGGUGGUCCAGGAAGUGGGAAAGGAAACCAAGCAGCUCUUCUAGCUAAAAGCUUCAACCUCAGAGUCAUCUCAUUGGAUGAGUUGCUCAGGAGGCAGCUACUAAGCCAAGCCUCCCCCAGCAGGAAGUGGGAGGUCAUUUCACAAAUGAUGAGUCACGCAGAGAUGGGAUCACAGGUCAGAGUCAAUAACAUUUACCAUGCAGCAUCAACCAUCAACCAUCAACCAUCAACCUUACACAGACCCUGGACAAUUUUCUGUGACUGA
Labrus mixtus (cuckoo wrasse) is the source of this 1330-nucleotide messenger RNA. Its product is annotated as mucin-7-like. Lineage: Eukaryota; Metazoa; Chordata; Actinopteri; Labriformes; Labridae. The transcript has 4 exons. The record is from RefSeq and is a predicted model, not a curated record. The coding region runs from base 137 to 1330 and encodes 397 amino acids.